UUACGCAUUUCAUUCAAUCACUCCAGCUAGGGCAGUUUAUGCAUUUCUUUCCAACCGUCGCCGUCGUUCGCCCUCCAGCCGCCGCCGUUCGCGCUCCAGCUCUGUCGCCGUCGUCCGCUCGGAUUCAACAACCACAGCCGUCGCCACCAUCUAUGGACUUGAUAUCAAUAUGGAAAAGGUGGAAGAUGUGUUGUUACAUCAGAAGCUUCUUGCUAGUGCAAAGGAUCCUGACAAUCAACCUGUUUUCCAUAUUCGUUUUCUGGAGAAUUUUUGCACUGGAGAUGAUGAUUUUGAGGGAGAACAGAUUUCAAGUGCUCUCCCUGCCUCAUUUCUAGAUGAUAGUGUCAAUAAUGGCGUCCACUUGUCAAAUGAUAGUUUGAUUGGGAACAGGAAUUCUGGGGGUGACUACGAGACUUUUUCUAAGCUUGAGGAUCUGAAUCAGGAUGUUAGGAAGGAUUCCAAUGAUGUAAACAAGGAGAUUUCUCUUGAAGGUUUUGCACUAAGAUAUGUAGGACUUAAUGUAGACUUCCACCCAUUGCUCGGUUAUUUGAUGGAGGGACAAAUUGAUCUAGAUUGGAAACUUAUGUAGGCAAAUGAAAAGGGGGUCUCUAUUGGGGAUUGUAUGUAUGACGCCUAUCUGACACUACACUUCAAGAAUGGAAAAUAUACAACUAAGGAGGCUGAAGAGAUAGAUGAGGUGGCUCAAAGAUGAACUUAUAAUUUUGAUCCAAGAUUUGGAAAUGAAAGAGACGAAGUUCAUGAGGCUAGGAAGGAACAAGAUUGUAGAUGAUAAAUUUGCCAAAAACGAUCCCACCACUAUUUUGCAGACUGAGAAGCUACAUGCUCAGCUAUUUUGUUAUUAACUAAAUUUUAGAAUUUGCACUGAUGUUCAAUAUUAUUAAACGCUGAUAUUUUGAGUAAUAUAUGAGUAUUUUGGUGUA
This is a messenger RNA of Salvia splendens (bonfire salvia), 941 nucleotides long. RefSeq lists its product as uncharacterized. The record is from RefSeq and is a predicted model, not a curated record. Bases 170 to 589 code for a protein of 139 amino acids. The transcript is spliced from 6 exons. Lineage: Eukaryota; Viridiplantae; Streptophyta; Magnoliopsida; Lamiales; Lamiaceae.